Messenger RNA from Effrenium voratum, 2325 nucleotides. The record is from the annotation of a GenBank genome assembly. NCBI's taxonomy places the organism in Eukaryota, Dinophyceae, Suessiales, Symbiodiniaceae.
AACAGCCACAGCUUUGUGUAGGUUCCGAAUUCAUCAUGGCUCGUGAAGCUGAGUUUUCAAACCCGACACUGGAACUUCCAGGCAGCUGGGAGGACACGCUAGAUUCAGCAUCAGAAUCAGAGGCAGGCCCAGAUUCGUUCGCGCAAGAAGAGCGGCCCAUGGCUCGUUGGCUCAUUCUCGGGCUGUGCCUGCUCACGGUCCUGGGCAUUGCGGUGGCGAUUUUGCUUGGCACAAAGGGGUCAAGACAAUCUCCGGACGCCGCCUUCAGGGCGGGCAGCGGAGGAGGCGGCGUGUUGAUGUCGUCCUGUUCCGGGCCUUCUCGGUGCGAAUAUCCCAUGCCCUACCCCUGGGGCACCUGGCCGGUGACCUACAAGUACGAGGGGAGCUUUCCUGAUGGAUUCGUGUGGGGUGUGGGGACGGCCGCCUACCAAGUUGAAGGCGGCUACAAGGAUGGGGGCAGAGGUGCUUCGGUUUGGGACACCUUCACAGGUGCCAACACGGUGGGCAUGCCUGGGGGAAAUUGCAGCUAUUGCUGCAAGGCGCCACCUUGUUCCAUCAAUCCGGGGGUCCAGGACAAAGGCUCCACGGGGAAUGUGGCCACGGAUAGUUAUCAUAUGUUCCCAACAGACAUCGCGUUGAUGAAGGCCAUGGGCCUGAAGCACUACCGCUUCAGCAUCUCUUGGCCUCGGAUGUUUCCGCAUGGCGAGGCCACCGGGGACCCGGACAAAAGAGGUGUGGAGUGGUACAGCAACUUCAUCGACGCGCUUCUGAAGGCGAAGAUCACGCCCUACGUGACGCUGUACCACUGGGACCUCCCGCAGGCACUGCUGAGUCCCCCGGAGAAGGGGGGCUGGUGGGCCCGGGACGCUGAGGGCAAGCCGGUGAAUGAGGUGCUGCCCAACUGGCUGCACUACGUGGACACCUGCUUCCGGCUCUUUGGGGACCGGGUGAAGUUCUGGGUGACCUUCAACGAGGCCUGGACCUUCACCAAGCUGGCCUCGGGCGCCGGAAAGGCCCCGGGCAUUCAGCCCUACAUGAACCCCAUGCUGGAUCCCUACAUCGCCGGCCACAACGUCCUGCGGGCCCAUGCGGCGGCAGUGGACCUCUAUCGCCGGAAGUAUCAGGCCCAGCAGAAGGGGCAGAUUGGUAUCACCAACAACUUUGACUGGCGCGAGCCAAAGACAAAUACUGAAGCUGAUAUUGCUGCAGCAGAGAGGGCGAUAGUCUUCAAUCUCGGCUGGUACUCCGAACCAAUCUUCGGAGAUGGGGAUUAUCCUGCUGAAAUGAGAGCUGCCUUCAAGGACACCUUGCCCAGCUUUACGGAAGAGGAGAAACGUAUGCUGAAAGGCAGCGCAGAUUUCUUUGGGCUCAAUCACUAUGGAACUGGCUGGUUUUCGGCCAGCAAGGAUCCUGGGUGGGACAAUUCCUAUGGCACUGUGAAUGAGUCGGGCUUUGUGCAUGGGCAGUCCAAGUGGCUGUAUGGGGCAGGUUGGGGUUUGCGGAAAUUGCUGAACUGGGUGAAGCGGCGCUACAACAGCCCUACCAUUUAUGUCACCGAGGGCGGCUGGUCCAUGGCUGCAAUCACGCCUGAGCAGGGAGCCAAUGACACUGGACGGGUGUAUUACUAUGCCAACUACACCUCAGAGGUGCAACGUGCCAUUCAAGAGGACGGUGUUGACGUGCGAGGCUACUUCGCAUGGUCUUUGAUGGACAAUUAUGAAUGGGAGAUGGGCUACAAGGAGCGUUUCGGCAUCACUUUUGUGGACUACAACUUCGGUUUGGACCCCAAUGCGCCUUUGCCAAACACCGCAGUGCCCACACCAGGGAAUCAGCUGAGACGCCGGAAGAAGUCGAGCUGUUUCCUGGAGAUGCUUUGGCGUAACAAUAAGAUGACCAGCCCUGCAGCCCCAAACCUUUGCGUGGAGCCGCUGAUUUUCGAGGGCAAAUACCGAGAUACUUCCGGCUGCAAGCGAGUCAUUGAUGUCUACAUCGGCCAUGCAACCGGAUCCGUGAGCGGCACCAAGCCGGCGGCAGGCAAGACAGUAUGCGACAAUGUGACCGAUGUGCCAUAUGGUCCAGGCAUCUUGCAGCUAAGCGGCAGCACGGUCAUUUGCAAAAACUGCUCGCCUUCGUCCAGUUUCCUGCAGGGCUUCUGGUCAGACUCCAGCCUGGGCAUCGAGUGGGCUGAUGGGAGUUUGUGGACCAAGGUAUUUUGAGCCCUGCAUCGGACGAGGCUCACGCCCGUAGCGACGCCUGGCAGUGUAGUGUGAUAGGUGGAUAGGUGGACUCUGAUGGCACGAAAUGUGCCAGGUUCUUGCAGAAGAC